Messenger RNA from Lycium ferocissimum, 2339 nucleotides. RefSeq lists its product as uncharacterized. The record is from RefSeq and is a predicted model, not a curated record. Bases 201 to 2324 code for a protein of 707 amino acids. Lineage: Eukaryota; Viridiplantae; Streptophyta; Magnoliopsida; Solanales; Solanaceae. The transcript has 12 exons.
UGCUUCGGAGAACAAGGAGGACGAUAUUCUAACAUGACUGAGGAGGAGAGCAAGAAAUACAUUGAAGAAGGGUAUGCACCACAAGGAGUGAUAAAUACUUCAAUCCAGAUCUUAUUCCCGAUGGCGCUUUGCUCAAACAUCACCCUGAUUUUCAAACUAUUUGGUCCCGUUACUGGCGCCAGCUACAAACAACCAAUAAUAUGGACAUGGAUACCUAUCCUGGUGUGUCUGAUAUGAUUGAGGUAUGGCCAUUAAACUGGCCCAAUACCACCAAGGGGUAUGACAAUGAAGUCAACGAUCUGGCUAUCUUUGCUAUCCAGGAACACAAUAAGGAACCGUUCCAUAUUUUUAAGUACGAGCUCUUGAAGAUUGAGAAAGUGAACGCACGCCUGUCAGGAUAUCUUGAAUUUUUCAUCACUGUUAAAGUCAGGAAUCUCACUCUUGGUACUGUUAUUGAAACUUUUCAAAUACAUACCGGUAGACCCCUGCUUGUGCGUUAUCUAGUACUUACCGGUAAAAUGGCUCAGCGUUCUGAAGAUGUCUAUUCCUUUCUGCCAAAAGGAGGGGAUUUGGUCGAUAGUUCCAAGGAAGAAAUGGCUGGUAGCGAAUCGAGACCAUUUUCAUCUGAGAAGAAGCCAAAUUCUGCAGAAGAACUUCUUGCCUGGCAGAGGGAACUGCCCUGCCGGUUCUUGGCUAAUGAGGUUUUAUGGGACGACAAUGUUUUCAUCCCGGAAGACGGUUCGAAGCAUCUCACCUUUACAUUUACAUUUCGCAGACUUUACAGGAGAUACUUCAAUCAGAUUUGUGAAACCGAGGGUUUCGACAUUGACAUCUAUCCCGGUGAUUCUAUGGCUGCUAUGUAUAUACCGUACCUGGAUUUUGAGAAAGAACUUGGCUUGCUGAUGGAUCUGGCUAAACAUGGUAUUCAGGAAUACAACAAUAGAGAAAUCGAUGAUUACAAGUACGAGGUCAAGUCUGUUGAAAAAGUGAACUUUAUUUUGGCUGAAUGUCGUGAAUUCUUUAUGACGGUUAAAGUUAAAAAUCUCACUUUGCGUACACCCGUAGAAACUUUUCAAAUCCAUGCAUAUAAGGGACCAGAUUUUGAGAAUGUUGUCCGUACGUGCCGGAAAAAGUUGUUUGAGGUUUUGGUCGACGAUGAAAUGGCUGGUAGCAAAUCGAGACAAUUUUCACCUGCAAAGAAACCAAAAUCUGCAGAAGAACUACUUGCCUGGCAGAGGGGACUGCCCCGCCGGUUCUUGUCUAAUAUUGAGGUUUUUUGGGAUGCCGAAGUCUUCAUCCCUGCAGGUGUUUUGAAAAAGGACUCUGCUAUAUUUUGCAGCAUUUAUAGGAGAUACUUCAGUCAGAUUUGUGAAACCAAGGGUUUCGACAUUGACAUCUAUCCCGGUGAUUCUGUGGCUGCUAUGUAUAUACCGUACCUGGAUUUUAAGAAAAAAAUUGGCUUGCUGAUGGAUCUGGCUGAACAGGCUAUUCAGGACUACAACAAUAGAGAAAUCAACAUUUUUAAGUACACGCUCUUGAAGAUUGAGAAAGUGAACAUACUGUCAGGAUAUCUUGAACAUUUCAUGACUGUUAAAGCCAUCAAUCUCACUCUUGGUACUGUCGUUGAAACUUUUCAAAUACAUACCGGUAGCCUGUCUCAGCCUUCCGAAUGUGUUGUCAUUUCUUGUCUGCCAAAAGGAGGGGAUUUGGCCGAUAGUUCCGAGGAAGAAAUGGCUGGUAGCGAAUCGAGACAAUUUUCACCUGAGAAGAAGCCAAAUUCUGCAGAAGAACUACUUGCCUGGCAGAGGGAACUGCCCUGCCGGUUCUUGGCUAAUGAGGUUCAAUGGGACGACAAUGGUUUCAUCCCCAAAGACGCUUCGGAGAAGCUCCCCGCUAUAUUUCACAGAAUUUACGGGAGGUACUUCAAUCAGAUUUGUGAAACCGAGGGUUUCGACAUUGACAUCUAUCCCGGUGAUUCUAUGGCUGCUAUGUAUAUACCGUACCUGGAUUUUGAGAAAGAAAUUGGCUUGCUGAUGGAUCUGGCUGAACACGCUAUUCAGGACUACAACAAUAGAGAAAUCGACUAUUUUCUCCCUGCCUUGCAGGAUUACAAGUAUGAGGUCGAGUCUGUUGAAAAAGUGAACUUUAUUUUGGCUGAAUGUCGUGAAUUCUUUAUGACUGUUAAAGUUAAAAAUCUCACUCUUGGUACACCCGUAGAAACUUUUCAAAUCCAUGCAUAUAAGGGACUAGAUGUGAAGAAUGUUGUCCGUACUUGCCGGAGAAAGUUUAAGGUAUACAAAUUCCCUCCCCUUUUUGGGGAAUGAAUCUUAGUGCUAUUU